Nyctereutes procyonoides (raccoon dog) is the source of this 4029-nucleotide messenger RNA. It is a transcript of the gene RECQL5, whose product is annotated as RecQ like helicase 5. Gene Ontology annotation, cellular component: chromosome; cytoplasm. Bases 356 to 3454 code for a protein of 1032 amino acids. Lineage: Eukaryota; Metazoa; Chordata; Mammalia; Carnivora; Canidae. The transcript is spliced from 20 exons. The record is from RefSeq and is a predicted model, not a curated record. Gene Ontology annotation, molecular function: nucleic acid binding; ATP binding; 3'-5' DNA helicase activity. Gene Ontology annotation, biological process: double-strand break repair via homologous recombination.
GCCGGAGGUGGAUCUUAGAAAAAACAAUUCCGUCUUCUCCAAAUUAUUCUAAUGAGACAGUUGUAUUUCUCGUCGUGAUCUGAUUUCUAGCUCUGUGCUGUAUCAUGGGAUGGGAUAGCUCAGUGUUUUUGAUUUUCUUGAGCAUAAAAGUGGAGAUGUUAAAUUGCCCAGGAAUUUGUUGCUUGACGCUGUUCAUCUGGAGCUAUGUUCGUUGCAAAUAAUAUGUUGCUUGAGAGUGGGUAAAGGAGAUUUUACCUAGAGAAAAAUAAGCGGUAUUUAAAAAGCAGAACAGAGGGUUUUCGUCGCAACCGUAUGAUCAUCGCCGUUACCUUAACUUUUGGCCACUGUCGCUAAGAUGAGCGCUCACCCUUUUGACCGUGAACAUCGAGUCCGGAGCACGUUGAAGAAGGUCUUUGGGUUUGACUCUUUUAAGACACCUUUACAGGAGAGUGCGACCAUGGCUGUAGUGAGAGGUGACAAGGAUGUCUUUGUGUGCAUGCCCACGGGGGCAGGAAAAUCCCUCUGCUAUCAGCUCCCUGCUCUGUUGGCCAAAGGCAUCACCAUUGUAGUCUCUCCACUCAUUGCUUUGAUUCAGGACCAGGUGGACCACUUGUUGGCCCUGAAGGUACGAGUGAGUUCCUUGAACUCCAAGCUCUCAGCACAGGAGAAAAAGGAGCUGCUUUCUGAUCUAGAGCGAGAAAAGCCACAGACCAAACUUCUGUACAUCACACCAGAGAUGGCAGCCUCACCCUCCUUCCAGCCCACCCUGAACUCACUGGUGUCCCGCCACCUGCUCUCCUACCUGGUGGUGGAUGAAGCUCAUUGUGUUUCUCAGUGGGGGCACGACUUCCGUCCUGACUACUUGCGUCUGGGUACCCUCCGUUCCCGCCUAGCACAUGCCCCAUGUGUAGCUCUGACCGCCACAGCCACUCUCCAAGUCCAAGAGGAUGUGUUUGCUGCCCUCCACCUGAAGCAACCAGUUGCCACCUUCAAGACUCCCUGCUUCCGGGCCAACCUCUUCUAUGAUGUGCAGUUCAAAGAACUGCUUUCUGAUCCCUAUGGGAACCUGAGGGACUUCUGCCUCAAGGCUCUUGGACAGAAGGCUGAUAAAGGGUUGCUGUCUGGCUGUGGCAUUGUUUACUGCAGGACCAGAGAGGCUUGUGAACAGCUGGCAACAGAGCUCAGUUACAGAGGUGUGAAUGCCAAGGCUUACCACGCAGGGCUGAAGGCUUCUGAAAGAACGCUGGUGCAGAAUGAGUGGAUGGAGGAGAAGGUGCCUGUCAUUGUUGCAACCAUUAGUUUUGGGAUGGGAGUGGACAAAGCCAAUGUCAGGUUUGUCGCCCACUGGAAUAUUGCCAAGUCUAUGGCUGGGUACUAUCAAGAGUCUGGCCGGGCAGGCAGAGACGGGAAGCCUUCCUGGUGCCGCCUCUAUUACUCCAGGAAUGACCGGGACCAAGUCAGUUUCCUGAUCAGGAAGGAAGUAGCAAAACUCCAGGAAAAGAGAGGGAACAAAGCAUCUGAUAAAGCUGCUAUCUUGGCCUUUGAUGCCCUGGUCACCUUCUGUGAAGCAUUGGGGAAACAGAGCCGCGAGAGUGGUUCCUCUGGAGUCACACAGCAGGACAAGGGCCUGGCCAGGCUCCCCUGCUACCGCAUGCUGUCUCUCCUGGAGGCCUGUCUUAGGCAGCCUGCUCUCUGGCUGGCAAGGUGCCGCCAUGCUGCCAUUGCCAAGUACUUUGGGGAUGCGCCCCCUGCCUGCACCAAGGGCUGUGACCACUGCCGGGACCCUGCAGCCCUGCGGAAGCAACUGGAUGCCUUGGAGCGCAGCAGCAGCUGGAAUAAGACUUGCAUCGGGCCUUCCCAGGGGAAAGGCUUUGACCCUGAGCUGUAUGAGGGAGGCCGUCGGGGCUAUGGGGGCUUCAGCAGGUAUGAUGAAGGUUCUGGAGGCAGUGGGGACGAGGGCAGAGACAAGGCCCACAAGCAGGAAUGGAAUCUCUUCUACCAGAAACAGAUGAGCCUACGCAAGGGCAAAGACCCCAAGAUAGAAGAAUUUGUACCCCCAGAUGAGGACUGUCCCCUGAAAGAGGCUUCUAGCAGGAAGAUCCCCAGACUCACUGUGAAGGCCCGUGAGCACUGCCUGGGGCUUCUGGAGGAGGCUCUGAGCAGUAACUGCCAGGCCACAAGUACCACCCAUGGCCCUGAUCUCCAGGCCAAGGCUGUGGAGCUGGAACAUGAGAUGUUCCGAAAUGCCAAGAUGGCCAACCUGUACAAGGCCAGCGUGCUGAAGAAGGUGGCUGAGAUCCACAGAGCCUCCAAGGAUGGGCAGCUCUACGAUGUGGAAAGCAAUACCAGGAGUUGCAGUAUGCAUGCCCAGCCCCCAGAGCCCACUGAGUAUGACAUCCGGCCAGCCUCCCAGGUGUACUCUCUCAAACCUAAGCGGGUGGGAGCUGGUUUCCCCAGGGGCUCCUGCCCAUUUCAGACAGCCACUGAACUGAUGGAGAAGACUCAGGCCGAGGAUCGAGCCCCCCAGCCUGUGCAGGGAGGUGAGCGAGAGCCCCCCAGCCAGCCUUGUGGCCUCCAGGAUGAGGACUGCAGCAAGGCCCUCCCUGGGCCCAGAGCAGAGGCUCCUGGAAGCAGUGUUCAUUGUGGAGGAUCCUCCCCUGAGAGGACGGGGAAAAGCCCCUCCAAGGGUGGUCCCCUUGCCAAGGCCCGGACCAGUAAGAAGCAGCAGCUCCUAGUCGCAGCGGCCCUCAAGGAUUCUCAGAACAUCACCCGCUUCUGCCUAAGGGCCAAGAGCCCGUCCCCCCUCACCUCAGCCCCAGGGGCGGAAGAUGCCGGCCCUGGCCCUUCGUGUGAGGGAAUGCGGGGACCCCCAGCAGCCCCAGAAAAGUGCGCAGGGGAGGAGGAUGGAGCCCUGGGGUGUUUGGCUGCGCACCCCCAGACCAAGGAGUGUACCAGGGAGAGGCCAAGAGCCUGCACACUUGGAGACCAGGGGUCCCCUGAAGGCCAGCCCAUCCCCACAGAGGAGACCCCCAGGGGCAAGCGGCCCAGACCCCAGCAGGAGAACCUAGAGAACCAGACUCAGAAGAGGACUCGUCUCUCAGCCAAUGCCUCCGUCUUAGCUGAGGCCAAGGACGGCGUCCCGGCCUGGAAUCAGGACACCUUGAACCCCACGGCCCAAGGCUCCUGCCUUCUCCCAGCCCCUGGCAUCUCUCUUAAGGAGGCUGCAAACGUUGUGGUCAAAUGCCUGACCCCUUUCUACAAGGAGGGCAAGUUUGCAUCCAAGGAAUUGUUUAAAGCCUUCGCCCGCCACCUCUCACACUCGCUGACUCAGAAGGCCUCUCCUGGAAGGAGUGUGAAGGAAGAAGCCCAGACUUUCAUCAAGCAGUUUUUUCACGGUCGGGCCCGGUGCGAGAGUGAAGCUGACUGGCAUGGCCUGUGUGACCCACAGAGAUGACCAGCUCUGCCCACCAGGGCCAGAGUGCUCCCCGAGCCUCAGCUGUAGGAAAGCCUGCAGCUGUUGGGGCGUCAUUUUCUUCAGGAUCCAUACCUUGCUUUGGAGACGGCGCUAGACUCUUUCCAAAUCGAGGCGAGAGGCCAGCCACUCUGCCUGCAAGGUCUCGGGUCAUCUUCUCCUUACUUCCCUAACUCUCUGGGCUGGGUUUUCUGAACCAGAUCACCAGAUUAGAAGGGGGUGGGGUGGGGUGGCUGCUGCCAGGGGAACAGGAGGAAGGAGUGGUCUGUGUACCGCUUUUACUUAACAAAUUGUAGACCAGACCCCUGUCCAAGGUUUUGGGCUGUCUCAGGAAGAGCCCUGCUGGCCUCAGGUCCUUGACCCACUACCCCUUUCCCUAGUGAUGCCAGCUUCCAGCCUGGCCCCAGGUGCAGAGUUCGGGAGGAGGGCAGCAGCCAGGCCUUGCUCUCUGCUCAGUUCCUGGGUCAGGAAGGCCGAGCCGGAUGGAGAUUUAGCAGAGAAAUAAAAUCCUGUUGGUUUUGACACACACACCACCUCCCAAAACACAGCCUUUUUCU